Molecule: messenger RNA, 329 nt
Organism: Salvia splendens (bonfire salvia)
Lineage: Eukaryota; Viridiplantae; Streptophyta; Magnoliopsida; Lamiales; Lamiaceae
Exons: 3
Coding region: 24-329 (101 amino acids)
Source: RefSeq, a predicted model, not a curated record
AGGCAAAGCAAGUUAGGGCAUCAAUGGCAUUGCAAACACAAGAAGUACCUUCAGACAGGACACUGUUGAGAGAAGGGCCGGCAGGAGAUUCAAGUGAACCAAUUCUAAAUACUGUACCAUCAAAACGUCCGGAUGGGCAGCAAGCUUCUGCCCUUGGCAUAAAUGAUACAGUAAAAACAGGUGUAGAAGGUGAUUUUGGAACUGUAAUAAUCCAUGAUAGAACUGCUACUGGAAACUGCUACUGUGCCGCCAUCUACACGAGAAGAUUCCGGUCCUGCUACGGGACAUGUUGGAAAACCCCAGUCAGCGGACCUGGUGAUAAAUAUUAA